CGCGGUGCAUUGUGGGCAGUGUAGUCCGGAGGUGAGCGGCUUCCUGUAGAAAGUGUAGAGGGAAGAAUGUAGUGCAGGGAUGGGGCAGGACGCCGGCUGCUGCUUCUAGACACAGACAGGUCAAUGUGUGGAGAGCCAGAGGGCACACAGACACCCACAGAGCCGUGCCAUGGAGGAGGUGGACCGCAUCCUCAUCCACACUCUGCGUACCUUCGGCACGGAAAUUUCAGAAGAAGUGCAGAGCGUGCGCCAGUUCACCACGGAGAUCAUUGUGGAGGCGGUGGUGCGAUGUCUGCGCGUCAUAAACCCCUCCGUGUCCUCCAACCUCGGUCACAUCCUGCCCCCCGGGAUGUCCGCCCGCUUCCGGAUCGGCACCAGCCUGGCGCAGGCCUGUCAGGACCUGGGGUACAGCGGGGAAGUGGGUUACCAGACCUUCCUGUAUAGCAGCGAGCCAGAUAUCCGGGCGCUUCUGAUCUUCCUAGCCGAAAAACUGCCCAGGCACUCCCAGGAGGAUGCCCACCAACCAGCAGGUAAAUCGGCUGUACUACAGAGAGAGAUUGCAUCCAAGAUCAAGCAGCAGCUGUCUCGUCCCUGGGUCCCUCCAAUGUGCCGAACAGCAACUGCGCAGAGAUCCCAGAGCAUGUGCUUGUUGCAUUGUUUCCAGGCUCAGCCGCUGUCUCUGGUCGGGGACCAUUCGGCAAAGUCCAUCCCUCCCGAAAGGAAAGAGUACUGGGAGAAGUACCUGCCUCUGGUCAACAUGCAGCUGCCUCACUCCUACUCGCUGGUGGCGUCUCUGCUGGAGAGGAACAUGUCGGACGUUAGCGCCGUGCAGGAAUGGGAGGCGGAGUGGAAGAGCCAAGGUCUAGCAUCCCGCCUGUCUGCUGAGGAGUACCGCAGCAGGAAACGGCAACGCUUGCAGAAAAGGAUACAGGACCAGCUUCGCCAGUGUAACCAGCAGCUGCCAGAGAAUCACGCGCCGGCCCCGGCGGCCACACAGGACCUCGUGGAAAUGCUUAAAGCCUUCACCGUGGAGGGAGGAACGGACCAGAAUAAAGGGUCCAGGUUCACCCACGCCCAGAAAUUUACCCACCAGCAGGAUCCUCAAGUAUUAACCGAGCAGAUGCAAAGAGCCACUGAAAGUCUGUCCAGGAAGGACGCACAGGACACAGAUGCUGAACAGCAGGAACUGACAUCUCUACAGCAGCAGAUCGAGCUCCUAGAAAAGGAGAUCCAAGGGCUGGCAGACAGCGCCAAACUCCUCCAGCUCACUCUGACUCAGGUGGAGGAAGAAACGAGUACAAUGCGGCAGCAGUGUGAGGAAAAAGAAGACGUGGUCAGAGUGAAGAAGAGAGCGGUGGAAUUAUUGCCUGACGCAGACAACAAUCUUGCCAAGUUACAGGCCAUGGUAGACAGCAGCACCCAGCGACUGGUGAACCUCGCCGGCCAGUGGGAAUCUCAUCGGGUUCGGCUGGUGGAUGAAUACAGAGAGCUGAGGAAGGUUCACCAAGAGAAGGAGGACGAGUCCUCUCGCUGGAUGAAGGAUGUCAAAGAUUUAUACGACAAGAUCCGUGCGUCGGCUGAUGAGGCCAAGCGCAAAGAAGAGCUAUACAAGCAGCUGGUAAGAGCCGAGAUGAGCGAGACGGUGCGGAAUACUGCGGCAGAGUCCGAAGGGAGUAAGAUCCUUUCAGACACUAAAGAAUUGCAGAAGGAAAUUAACAGUUUAACAGGAAAAGUUGACCGAACCUUCGUGGUCACCGACGAGCUUGUGUUUAAGGAUGCCAAGAAGGAUGAACCGGUGCGAAAGGCCUACAAGUAUCUGGCUGCCUUACAUGAGAAUUGUGGUCAGCUGAUUCAGACCAUCGAGGACACGGGAACCAUUCUGAGGGAGAUCCGUGAUUUGGAGGAGCAGAUAGAGACGGAGACGGUGAAGAAGACGCUAAGCAAUCUGCAGAAGAUCUUGGAAGAUUACAAGGCCAUUAAACAGGAGAAUUCUUCGCUGCUGGCUCGCGUGAGGGAGGCCGACAACGCCUGACUUCAUCACCGUCUCAUUAUGGCGGC
Molecule: messenger RNA, 2058 nt
Organism: Nanorana parkeri
Lineage: Eukaryota; Metazoa; Chordata; Amphibia; Anura; Dicroglossidae
Gene: CCDC22
Product: coiled-coil domain containing 22
Exons: 16
Coding region: 170-2032 (620 amino acids)
Biological process (GO): positive regulation of ubiquitin-dependent protein catabolic process
Molecular function (GO): cullin family protein binding
Source: RefSeq, a predicted model, not a curated record